AUGCAAGAACAAAAAAAUUGUGCUUUUCUUCCAUUUUUAGCAUGCUGAUAGUUAAAUUCAUGGGAAAAGAAUAUAAGCUUAAAUUGUGGCAAAAUCUUUUGAUUUUCUUGUAGCCUCGGUAUUCUCAAGUUAGCAUAGCAUGAAAAUUGAGAUCCUUGCCUUUUCUUACUGUGGCUCAUCUCGUAGCCAUGGACGAAUCUACCAUUGUUGAAAAGCAGAGCCAAAGAAAAAGAAGCAGCAGCGACAACAACGCUUUCGCUAAAUUCGUGCCUCUUGCUUCGCCGUUAGGAGACGACGGUGGAUCCCAAGAGGCGAACCCUGAAGCUGAAGGUCACGAAAAUGGCCAUAAAAGACUCAAACCAAAUCCAUUGUCGGAAUUCGCCUACACCUCCUCUUGCUCCUCUCCUCCUCUUCUCCAAGAAACUAUCGGCCGAGAGAAUCAGCAAUUUUCCCCUCCCUCCACUGUAAUAAGCAAGCAUUCUGCUGAUACAGGACCGUCUCCAUCUUCCAUGUCUAGCAAAUCCCGUACCGAUUUGGAGAUGCUAGAUGCGAAAAGCAGCCAGACUCUCUCAUCUGAAGACCGGAUUGAGCUGGGAUCGAUAGGUUUGAUGGCAGCUGAACAAUUAUCUAAGAGACCAAAGAUCGGAGGAGUCUACCAAGCAAUUAGGGUCCAUAGAGAAAGAACGGUAAAACGGCUUAAAGAACUGUGUAAUGAGGAGCCUACGAUCGAUGUGGGGAUUGAGAUGGCUGAUGCGGCAUCUCUUUUGAAGCUUAUGAGCUCCUCAACUGAUGAGAUAAUUGAGAGCGCAGGGCAAAAGGCUCACAGGGGAGCAUCGUUGUUGCUUCAAGCAGAGAUUCUUCGCAAGAAUGGUCUGCAGCUACUUUCUGAGAGCCAAAACUCGUUUAGGGAUAUCCUAUAAUUACUGGUUGAUUUUGCAACUCCCUUCAAUUUUUUGGCUUAGCCAACAUCUCGACCUAAUUAUCAAAUCCUUUUAAUAUUUCACUUACGCUCAAGUUAUCUAACUUCUGGUAUAUAAUACGUUUGAAAGAUAUGCUUUGGUUGGAAUCAUACAACUGAAGUCUUCGUGUUCAUGCAUUUCUACAGACUCUGUUUCGGGGAUUCUUGCAUAUAACUUGUAAUUGGCAAUCAUAUCACAAUAAGAGGAAGUAUAUGAUAUCCUAAGUUGUGAUUUCA
Prosopis cineraria is the source of this 1195-nucleotide messenger RNA. RefSeq lists its product as uncharacterized. The coding region runs from base 189 to 920 and encodes 243 amino acids. Lineage: Eukaryota; Viridiplantae; Streptophyta; Magnoliopsida; Fabales; Fabaceae. The transcript is spliced from 2 exons. The record is from RefSeq and is a predicted model, not a curated record.